AUGUGACAAAAAUGACACAUAACGUUGUCUGACAGACGCAGGAAAACAUCUGUACUUCUGCAAUCAAUCAGUCUUCGUUGUUACACAGUGCCACGGGCAUAACAAGGAUGGUCCAGUGACAUAUUGAGGAUUAAACGUUAAUCCCAGGCGAACAAACAGAACUCAGUGAAUCUGUCGACUGAUGAUCCUGCAUGAACUGAAGGAAAACCAAGUGGAGACCUGGACCAGACUCCAGUGGAAGUGGAACCUGUGGGAUCGAUCCGUUCAUCCACACAGACACAAACUGCGGAUCUCGUCAGAACCCGACACUUCUCUCAUUCUCAGAGAGCAGAGGUUCAGAUGUUGACGUGGCUCCACUCUCCUCCUGACUGGACCGGUCGGUGGAGACCAUGUCAAAGUCCGAGCUGAUCGAGCUGAAAGACCUCACUCUCAAUGAUCCCAUUGAACUGGCCGCCCCCCCGGCCCCCGCGGCCCCCGCCUCUGUGAGCACGGGUCAGCCCUCCGUCCGUGCCGUCUACUUGUCUGGAGAAAACGUCAGCGUGCAGGGAGCCGUCUGUGAGACAGGGGGCGCUGGCGUCGGUCACCACUUCCAGCCCUGCAGUCAGGCUCAUCCUGCCUGGUGUGACCUUUGUGGGGAGUUCAUCUGGGGUCUCUACAAACGCUGUUUACGCUGCAGCAACUGCAGUUACACCUGCCACCACCGCUGUCGACCGCUCAUCCAGCUGGACUGCAGCACAGACGGAGGUUUACUGGAACAUCCGGUUUCUGAUUCCUGUGUCGAUGCUCUGGAGACGGACACCAACGUGGAUGAACAGAGAGAUAAACGGGAGCUGAGCGUUGGAGAGAUCCAACAGAAGGUGAAGGAGUACAAUUCUCUGAUCAACACCAAUCUCCACAUGCUGGUCAAAAAAGACGGCGUCUUCACCGGUUUCAUCAAGGUGCACUUUCAGUUAGUCCGACCAGUUUCCCUCCCUCCUGCUCAGAGCUGCUGCUCCACACCAGAGGAGGCGCACCAGACCAGGAGGAGGUCACGGCGGACGUCGUUCUACCUCCCGAAAGAUACUGCGAAACACCUGCACAUCAGCUGCCGAACGCGGGUGCUGGAGGUCAUCGAGGCUUUGCUCAAAAAGUUCAUGGUCGUGGACAGUCCGGCAAAAUUUGCACUGUUUGAACGCACGGAGAGACAAAGUCAAGUGUACAUGCGUAAACUGUCCAACGACGAACGCCCGCUCUGUUUACGUCUGUGCGCUGGUCCCAGUGAAAAAGCUCUGAGUCUGAUUUUGAAGGAAAACAACUCAGGGGAAAUUAAUUGGGAUGCGUUCAGCCUUCCGGAGCUGUGCAACUUUCUGCGAUUCCUGCAGCGUGAAGAAGAAGAGCACGUGCGGCAGAUAGUGAAGCGUUACGCUCUCGCUAGAGAAAAGCUAACGCAGGCUCUGGUGAGGAUGACGACUCAGAAGGAUAAAAACGAUCCUCGUCGUUAAGUAUUAAAGAGAACCUCCUGCCUGAGUCACCGGUCAGGUUCGUGGAAAAGGAAGUGAAAGGCCUCAGACGACGGUGUUGCUUAAAUAAUAAAUAAAUAUAAAGUCAGGAGCAGAGGUGAUGCCGAGACACCUGCAGAGAUCCAACGGAGCGCACUGACACUUUGGGGCCAACCUCACCUUCUGAUGUGAAGUAGAUGAAAUAAAAUAGUUUAUGUUUAAAAACAGUUCUUUAUAAAUGAAACACUGCUGCUGCUACAUUGUGGUUAUUUAGAAUGUUGUCUUGUUUUGUGGAUUUAGUUAUCGUUAUUUUUGUGGCACUUUUUUUAAAAACAAUACCACUGAUCUGGGAAAGUGAAAACUGUGAAACAAUGCAUUUGUGUUUAGUUUAUUUAAUAAAGUGGUUCUAAUA
Messenger RNA from Cynoglossus semilaevis (tongue sole), 1890 nucleotides. RefSeq names its product Ras association domain family member 1 (gene rassf1). The record is from RefSeq and is a predicted model, not a curated record. Gene Ontology annotation, cellular component: microtubule cytoskeleton; nucleus. The coding region runs from base 390 to 1481 and encodes 363 amino acids. The transcript has 8 exons. NCBI's taxonomy places the organism in Eukaryota, Metazoa, Chordata, Actinopteri, Pleuronectiformes, Cynoglossidae. Gene Ontology annotation, biological process: Ras protein signal transduction.